AUGUGUGAAGUGAAUUUACCAGUUUUACCUCGAAGUGACCUUUUAAUUGAUAUCGAAGAUGCGAAACGAGAAGCAUUACGUGUUGGAUAUCCUGUCAUGUUGAAAAGUACCGCAGGUUCAGGUGGCAAAGGAAUGUGUCAAUGUUUGAAUGAGAAAGAUUUAGAAAAUCUUUAUGAAAAAUUUCAACGAUCAGCACAAAAAUAUUUAAUCAACGAUGGUCUUUAUCUUGAACGAUAUGUGGAAAAUGGUCGACAUAUUGAAAUUGAAAUCUUUGGCGAUGGAAAAGGUUUUAUUGUUUCAUUUGCUGAACGAGAUUGUUCUUUACAAAGAAGAAAUCAAAAAAUACUUGAAGAAUCACCCGCAAUGAAUCUUUCCGAGCAAAUCCGAUGUGCAAUGAGAAAUUUCGCUGUUCAAUUGACAUCUUUUGUUCACUAUCGAUCCGUUGGAACAGUUGAAAUCAUUUACGGAAUUGAUUUGGUUGAAUGGAUGGUCAAAUUGGCAUUUAGUGAACAAAUCGAUGAAAUUUAUCAAUUAUCAAAACCAUUUGGUCACGCAGUUGAACUUCGACUUUGUUCAGAAAAUCCUUUAAAUGAUUUUUGUCCAUCCGUAGGAAAGAUUUCUGAAGUUGAAUUUCCCAAAACAACCGAAGAUAUUCGAAUUGAUACGUGGAUUUGUAGUGGAAUUGAAAUUUGCCCAUUUUAUGAUUCGUUAUUGGCCAAAAUUAUCGUUCAUGGUGAAAAUCGGCAAGAAACAAUUACAAAACUUUCAUUUGUUCUUCAACAAAUAAAUCUUUGGGGAAUCGAAACCAAUUUACAUUUCCUUCGUCAAUUAAUUUCAUCGGAACUCUUUUUCAAUGAACAAAACAUUUCUCUUCAAUUUUUAACCAAAUUAUUUCAUUAUGAGCCCAAAGGAAUCGAAAUUAUCCGAAGUGGAACAUUUACAGCAAUUCAAGAUUAUCCCGGUCGAAUUGGAUUUUGGAACAUCGAAAUUUCUCCGUCUGGUCCAAUGAAUCAUUUCGCUUUCACUAGAAAAGAACUAUUAGAUGCAAAUUAA
Molecule: messenger RNA, 1053 nt
Organism: Adineta ricciae
Lineage: Eukaryota; Metazoa; Rotifera; Eurotatoria; Adinetida; Adinetidae
Source: the annotation of a GenBank genome assembly